Molecule: messenger RNA, 1758 nt
Organism: Daldinia loculata
Lineage: Eukaryota; Fungi; Ascomycota; Sordariomycetes; Xylariales; Hypoxylaceae
Product: NAD(P)-binding protein
Exons: 3
Coding region: 358-1185 (275 amino acids)
Cellular component (GO): membrane
Molecular function (GO): oxidoreductase activity
Source: RefSeq, a predicted model, not a curated record
CAUUACCAAUCCUUUCUUAGAAAUCUGAUUCGAUGAAUCCCGAUUCUGCAGCCUAGUAUCUCCCUCCGAGAAUGAUGUCCACCAGCACCCGACUUUACGGCAACGUUUCCACUUUUAAUAAUGUUAGCGAAGCCGCAACCUGUUAGGUAACGACUCUUACGUCUGGGGUACCGUUAGGUCUAUAUGUCAUAGAGACAGAAUUUUAAAUGAAUUCGUCAGUCUUGCUACCUGGCUAUUACUUGCUACCUCGAACAUAAAUAAGGGGGGUUAUCCAGCUCGAGUUAUUCUUUUUCUCGGCACCUAAGAACCAACACUACUCGGAAAUCAGAACGGAAUUAUUGACAUUGCUUAACAAAAAUGUCUUCAAGAAUCAACACCAUCCUCAUCAUCGGGGCUACCUCGGGCAUUGGAGAGGCGUUUGCCCGGCGCUUUCACAGUCUAGGCAAAAAGGUCAUUGUUACAGGUCGUAGACAAGACAAACUCGAUGCGUUAGCUCAAGAGCUACAAGGCCUUGAGACACGCCAGUUCGACAUUGCCGAUUUAACCAGCCUUGCAGCCAACGUAGAAAGCAUCCUGAAGGACUUCCCCCGUCUAGAUUCCGUCAUAAUCAAUGCCGGGAUCCAGAAAAGCUAUAGCCUCUUUGAUCCGUCAACUUCUAGCCCCGAAGCCAUUAUCAACGAGAUUAAUACAGACCUAACGGCCCCCUCUCUUCUCGUUCGCCUGUUUGCUCCGCACCUCUUCGAGUUGGCAAAGGCAGGAAACAAAACGAACUUGUUUCUUACUACCUCCGCUUUAGCCUAUGUCCCGCUAAGCUUCUACCCGGCCUAUUGUUCGAGCAAAGCUGGUCUCCAGACACUGGCCAAAAUCUUACGACAACAAUUGAGUUUCGCCCCGGAAGAGGCGAAGAAGAAUCUAAGUAUAGUUGAAAUCAUCCCACCAUAUGUCGAUACAGGCCUCGAUCAUGAGCAUCGCGAAAACCUAAACGUUAUACAAGGCGGCUCGGAGAAGGCUUACCCACCCAUGCCACUAGAUGAAUACAUAAAUGAAGCUUUCGACAGCUUAGAGCAGCUUGAGCAAGAUGGCUCAUUCAAGAAAGAGAUUGGAGUAGGACUUGGAAAGCUGGCCGAGGAAACUUGGAGAGGUAGCUUUGGAAAGGUGUUCGAACAGAUGGGUCUCACUGUGUAAAAACUUAUAAUUCAGUAACAGAAAAUAAUGAGAGGUAAAGUCGCAAGGCCAGUGAAGUGUUCAUACUAGAUCGAAACAAUACUAAACCAGACAACUACAUACAAAGUUUUAGUUGAAUGAUUUAGCCCACAACUCCUCGAUUCAAUUGUAUUCAUUAGAUCUGCCUAUAUUAGCCAAUUAUCAUCAUCUGUAGUUUCCUGGUCGACCAAGUCCUAAAUGAACAGAAGGAUGUGUAUAUAGUUCUCAUGAGAAUAACGGCAAGUUAAGCACAAUUAGAAAAUAUGGCCACGCCACAAGAAACCAUAGUUACCACAGCGAUGAUGAUGCAUCCUUCAUCGAUUCCCCAGCGACUCUCCUUCAAUAAACGCCGUGAGACGAAUCGCAUUAUUACCACAGCUGUGUUAGCGUGUCAGAACUGUUAACAGAACAGCGUUUAAAGAUAUGAUAUAAUGAGACCGAGCAAAGACAUGAUGGAUAAUAAUAGGAGAGUGAUUACGCCAUUGUCAAUUCUCCAAAUACCCACUACUCAAGUUGGAGACGUCGAACGCAUCUCCAAAACAAAAGAUAGGUAUA